GCAGCAGCAGCAGCUAAUCACCAUGCUAAUCACCAGCAGCGACUGAACUUUAGCGUGUAGCUCACCACUCACAACUUUACUGAGUUACUAAAGUCAGGCAGCAGCAGCUUCCCUUCAGACUACUAACAGAGGAAACAAGGAAGUGAACAGCUGGCGGACAUCCAGUUGUUUUCCGCCGGCCAAGGAAAGCGGUGCACAGAUGACCAUGGAGUCUCCUGCGUGAAGAAGCGUCUCUAGACCAGGGCAUGUUAUCUCUCAGAGGCAAACAUCCUCUGUCCUGACACAGGGAGUUUUACAGCCAGGUUCUUGACUGUCUACAUCAACACACGUGGAGUCCACUCCCUCUGUUCUACCUCUUAGGACACUCUAUUUUUUUCUACCUCAGCACAUACUGCACACACACGGACGCACGUAGCUGUUAUCUGCCAGCUCCACACCACCAACAGACCCUUGACUUUAUCACCAGACUUUCAGGAGUCAGUCAUCUAGCGACGGUGUAACACAGCUGACUGGGUUUCUUCCUGUUUAGCUGCUUGAAGAGCCAGCCUAAGCAGCCAUGUUACACAGGAGUUUGUGAUGUCCGAGCCCCGUGACGGGGCAGGACCAGAAGCAGGGGAACGACAAGGGUUGGGUCAGAGAGACGUUCCUCGGUUUGUGGUUGGCUGUGAAGAUGAUGAGCAGGACAUGGGCCAAAUGGAGACAGGCAUGAAGAACGAGAUGUUUCGAGAAGAAGAAAUGGAGGAUGAUGAAGAUGAGUCGCCACCAGAGCGACAGAUUGUGGUUGGCAUAUGUGCCAUGAUGAAGAAGUCAAAAUCCAAGCCCAUGACUGAGAUCCUGGAGCGCCUUUGUAAGUUUGACUACAUCAACGUGGUCAUUUUUCCUGAGGAGGUGAUCCUGGAGGAACCUGUGGAGAAAUGGCCCCUCUGCGACUGCCUCAUCUCCUUCCACUCCAAGGGUUUCCCUCUGGACAAAGCAGUAGAGUACGCCAAACUCAGGAAUCCACUGCUCAUCAAUGACCUCAACAUGCAGUAUUUCAUACAGGACAGGAGGGAAGUGUACCGGAUCCUACAGGAAGAGGGCAUUGACCUACCUCGUUAUGCUGUUUUAAACCGAGACCCCGACAAUCCCGAAGUGUGUAGUCUGCUGGAGGUGGAUGACCAUGUUGAGGUGAACGGGGAGGUGUUCCCUAAACCCUUUGUGGAGAAACCUGUGUGCGCCGAGGACCACAAUGUCUACAUCUAUUACCCAACAUCUGCUGGAGGGGGAAGCCAGAGACUCUUCAGAAAGAUAGGGAGUCGUAGCAGUGUGUACUCCCCAGAAAGCAAUGUACGAAAGACUGGAUCCUACAUCUAUGAGGAGUUCAUGCCCACAGAUGGUACUGAUGUGAAGGUUUACACAGUGGGUCCAGACUACGCGCAUGCAGAGGCCCGAAAAUCUCCUGCCCUGGACGGAAAGGUAGAGCGGGAUAGUGAGGGGAAGGAGAUCCGCUAUCCCGUCAUGCUGACCGCCAUGGAGAAACUGGUGGCCCGCAAGGUCUGCAUGGCCUUCAAGCAAACAGUGUGUGGGUUCGACCUGCUCCGAGCCAACGGCCACUCCUUCGUCUGUGAUGUUAACGGCUUCAGUUUCGUCAAAAACUCCAUGAAGUACUACGAUGACUGUGCCAAAGUCCUUGGGAACAUGGUGAUGAGGGAGUUAGCCCCCCAGUUCCACAUCCCCUGGUCGAUCCCAAUGGAAGCCGAAGACAUCCCCAUCGUCCCAACAACCUCUGGAACCAUGAUGGAGCUACGCUGUGUUAUUGCCAUCAUCCGCCAUGGAGACCGCACACCAAAGCAAAAGAUGAAAAUGGAGGUCCGACACCCUCUAUUCUUUGAGUUAUUUGAGAAGUACGGAGGCUACAAGUCCGGAAAGCUAAAGCUGAAGAAGCCAAAACAGCUGCAGGAAGUGCUAGAUAUCGCCCGCCUGCUGCUGGUUGAACUGGUCCAGCACAACGACUGUGAGAUUGAGGAGAAGAAAUCUAAACUGGAGCAACUCAAGACUGUCCUGGAGAUGUACGGCCAUUUCUCGGGCAUCAACAGGAAAGUCCAGCUGACCUACCUGCGUAACGGCCAACCUAAAGCCUCAAGCGAAGAAGAAGACUCCAAGAAGGACGGACCAUCUCUGCUGCUUGUGUUGAAGUGGGGCGGGGAGCUGACGCCUGCAGGCCGGGUUCAGGCUGAGGAGCUGGGCAGGGCCUUCCGCUGCAUGUACCCUGGAGGUCAAGGUGACUAUGCUGGGUUUCCAGGCUGUGGCCUCCUGCGCCUGCACAGCACUUACCGCCACGACCUGAAAAUCUAUGCCUCAGAUGAAGGCCGGGUGCAGAUGACAGCCGCUGCUUUCGCAAAGGGUCUGCUGGCUUUAGAGGGGGAGCUGACUCCGAUCCUGGUUCAGAUGGUGAAGAGUGCUAACAUGAACGGACUGCUGGAUAGCGACAGCGACUCUCUGACUGACUGCCAGCAGAAGGUGAAGGCCAGGCUGCAUGAAAUCAUGCAGAGGGACCAGGAGUAUACACUGGACGACUAUCAAAAGUUGGCCCCAACUGGCAGCCCAUCGCUGGUGAACUCAAUGAAGAUCAUACAGAAUCCAGUCAAAACCUGUGACAAGGUGUACACCCUCAUCCAGAGUCUUACCUCGCAGAUCCGCAAGAGACUGGAGGACCCCAAAUCUUCAGACCUGCAGCUUUACCACAGCGAGACGUUGGAGCUGAUGCUGCAGCGCUGGUCCAAACUGGAGAGAGACUUUCGCAUGAAGAACGGCCGCUAUGACAUCAGCAAGAUCCCGGACAUCUAUGACUGUAUCAAAUACGACUCAACGCACAACGCCUCGCUUGGACUUGAGGACACACUGGAGCUGUUCAGACUGUCCCGUGCUCUGGCUGACAUAGUUAUACCACAGGAGUAUGGCAUCACCAAAGCAGAGAAACUGGAUAUUGCUCAGGCUUACUGUGUUCCUCUAAUGAAGAAAAUCCAACUGGACCUGCAGAGGACCCAUGAGGACGAGGCCGUUAACAAGCUGCACCCCCUGUAUUCUCGUGGCGUGAUGUCUCCUGGUCGUCACGUCCGCACACGUCUCUACUUCACCAGCGAGAGCCAUGUUCACUCCCUGCUCAGCGUUUUCCGCUACGGAGGACUGCUGGAUGAUGAGAAAGACCAGCAGUGGAAACAGGCAAUGGACUACUUAAGUGCUGUGACUGAACUAAACUACAUGACACAGAUAGUCAUUAUGCUGUAUGAAGACAACAAUAAGGACCCCUCCUCAGAGGAGCGUUUUCACGUUGAGCUUCACUUCAGUCCAGGAGUCAAAGGGUGUGACGAUGAGGAGAACGUACCUCUUGGCUUCGGCUUCCGCCCAGCCUCCUCAGAGAAUCAAGACAAAAAGCCCAAUCAGGGCAGUCUGGAGGACCUCUCCCAGGACCAGCCAGACCAGGCACUUCCUGUCUUUGAGCCAAUCAACAUCCAGCGAAGGUCCCCUAUGAUCCGCAACCGCAAGACUGGCUCCAUGGAGGUCCUCUCAGAGACCUCUCCCAGCCAGUCCUCCAAAGGCUGCACAUCCCACCGACUCUUCCCCUCCUGUUCGCGCCAGUCUCCUGAGAUCAAACCAACCAGUGGCCUAGGCUUGCACUGUUCUGGUCUCUUCAGUGCCUCCGCCCUUGGGGUGUCCUGUAGCGCCCCCAACCUGCGGGACUACGUCCGCACGCACCACCACCACCACCGAAAACCACCCCUGUCCCCCGGCAGUCUGCCGUGCCAGAUUGGCAUGUUUGAGCUGUUCUCUAUGCCGGCAGUAAAGAGAUUUUCUGUGUCGUUUGCCAGGCAUCCGACUAAUGAGCCCUCAGACGAGCUCCAUGUAGUCCAUCUGCUUCAGGGGCUUCUCGCUGAGCCAGCCCUGCGGGGGUUUGCCCCCAUGGCUGGGGACGGGGCCGUGGCCCACCACCUGCGUCACUGUCCCUACCAUGACCGCCUCCUCAAGACUUUGCUAAAUUCUGGUCAGGAACUCCAAGAAUCCCUGCACGGGUUCGAAGGCUGCUCCAUGGUGCCCUCUAUCUACCCAAUGGAGACACUGCACAACUCGCUCUCUCUGAAGCAGGUGGACGAGUUCCUCAACACGGUGUGUGAGAGCAGCAGCGAGGCCCACGCCAAAACCAUGAAAGCCCUCUCCAGCCUGUUUGACUCUCAGAGUCAGACGUCCCUCUACAGCCCUCAGCAGCCUCUUUCCUCCUCUGGAUCUGAAACAUCUCUUCAGCCGCCAAGCCAGCCUCUGUGGCAUGGCAGUAUCCCCUCCAGUGCUGUUUCCAGUGCUGGCCCCUCCUCGCCAAUCACAGAAAGCUCUGGCCUGAACUUCAGCUUCAGUGAGUAGACUGUCUGUCUAAAAAACACAAGGACUUCUGGGUAUCUAAGGGCACAAGCUGAAGACCUUAAUCUCUCUUUGCUUUUAAUCUUCUGUUCCUCUGUCCUUCUGCUCACAUUCACACAAAAAAAACACUGGAGGAGAUGCUGAUUCUGGAGAGAGGCCACUCUGCCUCAGGUAUUACAAAAACUCAGACUGUAAAUACAAGCACUUAAACUUGUACAUGGACUCUUCGGCACUGUACAUCUGAUCACCACACUUUCCCUGCCCCGUAAAGAGACAAAACACUGGAUCUUCAACAGUUCCAAAUCUCUCAUAACCUCGAUCCUCCUCUUCAGUUUGUCGACACAUUCAUAAACCAGCUCCGACUGAGUAACUGUGCAUCAAGCCAACAUUAAGACCAGUUUAUCUAUUUUAGAGUCUGCCUACGCUACAACAACAACAGUGCUGGGUUUUUUUCUGCCCAGAUGCUGUCUCACACACAAGCUGCUUCAAUUCUGACCUUAAACAUGUACAGCUGUGCUGCAGCAAAGUGACUAGCCAAUCAGUGGCCACCCCCACAACAAAACAGGCUGUUUUGGAAAUUCAAGUAAAAUUUAUUAAAAUUUGACCGCUUGAGUUUUUGAUGUGUUUCAGCCACACAUAUAGGCUGAAAGUUACAGCCUAAAGGAAUAGUUCAACAUUUUGGCAAAUACACUUAAUUGCUUUCUUAACGAGAGUCAAGAUACAAUGAUUCAGCAUAAAGCUUAGCAUGAAGAUCGGAAACGGUUAACAAUCUAGCCUGGUAGGUAACAAAACAGCAUCUCUAAUCAACACUACAUCUUGUUCGUUUAAUUCAUACAAAAACCAAGGUGUUAAAAUGAUUAGUGGUUUUACAGUGGGUUAUGUGCUGGACUAUUUCUUGGCUGGGUGCAGUAACUUACUGGGGCAUAUAGACAUGAGAUUGGUAUUAAUCGUCUCAUCCGACAGUUUGUAUGAAAGCAAAUAAGCACACUUCCCAAAAUGUCAAACUGGUCUUUUUAGACUAUGUACACAUGCUUUAACACUGCACGCCUGGUUUAUAAAAAUGACUUGAGGUUGCAGUCAUUAUUCUGAGACUAUUUUUAAACUGUUAACAAAGGGGCAUGUGUGGCCCAAGAAUACUGGGCUGUAAAAUACAAAGGUGAACAUCUGACACUUUUAUGAUUUCAGAGAUUGCAAUCUAAUUAUUCUCAAUCUGGAGGGAUUUGGGUUAUCAUUUUAAAGUUAUACAUUUGGCACACGUUAACUUACUAUAUUAAAGUUGUGGUACUUUUUGUUCAGGGGAUUUUUAGUUCACUUCAUACAACCAAAAUAAGAGGUUUCUUUUCUACAGGUAUUUUUUGUUUAAUGUAAAACACAAGCCAGUUUGAUCAAAUUGUAUUAGUCUUUUCAAUGAUAGUCUGCUGUUGAAUGGAAACAAUGUCUUGAUCUGUAAAUGUGCCUUUAAAUGACAUUUGAGAGAAACAUUUUAAGUAUUGCGGACACUGUGGCCUCCCUGCUGUAUUUUUAUUACUUUUUCAUUUUGGGGGGGGUGUACAAAUCAAAAUAGAUUUUGAAUCUUAAAUGUAGUUUUAUUUUAGACAUAAAGGGAAGAACCACUUGAUUAAGUAAAUAGUAUAAAUGUACUUUUACCUAAUGACGACUACCUGAAAAGUUUUUUUCAGUUGUGUUUAGUUCUAUUUGUUUUUGUGUCUACAGUCUGCUGUCACACCAAAUUACAAAUGUUGGAUGUUGUCCAAAUGUGUAUUUUAAUUUUACAUUAAUCAAGUGACUGUUUCUAAUGAUGUAAUGAGUCAUGCUCAGGUAGACAUAUCAUAAAUCUAUAGAUGGAGAGUGGUUUUAGCAGUAUGUGACUGAACUGGGGGUCAAUUCACUUUCAAUGAAAAUUAAUAAAUUCAGUGGUGAAUUUACUUCAAAAAAGUCCAAAGAAAUACCUUUACGGCUUUGACCAUACCUUUUUAUAGCUAAGUGCUGUGAUUAUGACCAUUAUGUUCAGGCAGUACUGUCUGCAACACCAAAGUGAAAAGGGGAGAAAUAAAACAGCUCCCUGCUCAUUUCACACUGGUGAAAUUUAAAAUGACCCCUAAAACCUUGGAAACACCUACUGUAGAACAAGUGUGUGUGUGUGUGUGUGUGUGUGUAUGUGUGUGUGUGUGUAUAUAUAUAUAUAUUUUUUUUUAGUCAUCAUGAAAAGCGUUUUAGAUUUGAAUAGGAAUAAUGUUUUUUUUGUUUUUUUUUUACCUAAAGGUGGGUUGAUGUGGGUAAUUUUAGUUUUGUAUUUAUGUGAUUGUUUAAUGUGCUAUUUAAUGUCAGCCAAAGAGGAAGGGUGUGUUUCUGUGAUGAGUUUGGCUGCUGGAGAAAAUGUGUAACAUUUCUGUCGAUCUCUUGAGGUUCAGGUCGAGCUGUAAUGUUGGAAAGAGGUGGAGGAGGUGAAGGAUAAUAAAAAAUAAAUCUAUAAACAGUGGAAA
Micropterus salmoides (largemouth bass) is the source of this 6872-nucleotide messenger RNA. It is a transcript of the gene ppip5k1b, whose product is annotated as diphosphoinositol pentakisphosphate kinase 1b. The record is from RefSeq and is a predicted model, not a curated record. The transcript has 31 exons. NCBI's taxonomy places the organism in Eukaryota, Metazoa, Chordata, Actinopteri, Centrarchiformes, Centrarchidae. Gene Ontology annotation, molecular function: 5-diphosphoinositol pentakisphosphate 1-kinase activity; inositol hexakisphosphate kinase activity; diphosphoinositol pentakisphosphate kinase activity. Gene Ontology annotation, biological process: inositol metabolic process; inositol phosphate biosynthetic process. The coding region runs from base 577 to 4392 and encodes 1271 amino acids. Gene Ontology annotation, cellular component: cytosol.